UACCUCCGCCCCUCGGGUGGUCUUGGGAUAGCGAUGGAGACACCCGGCGCGUCCGCCCGGGCGCUCUUGCUCUCUGCGGCGCCCGGAGCCCGGAGAAAGCGCGCAGCCGGGGAGGCCGCGGCAGCGACAAGCAAGCAGCAGAUACUGGACGAGGAAGAGUACAUCGAGGGCCUCCAGACUGUCAUCCAGAGGGACUUCUUUCCUGAUGUGGAGAAGCUGCAGGCACAGAAGGAGUACCUGGAGGCUGAGGAGAAUGGAGACCUAGAACGGAUGCGCCAGAUUGCCAUCAAGUUUGGCUCUGCCUUAGGAAAAAUGUCCCGCGAGCCCCCUCCACCUUAUGUGACUCCAGCCACAUUUGAAACCCCUGAUGUGCACACAGGUACUGCUGUGGUGGGCAACAAGUCCAGGCCAAGGGGUAGAGGCCUAGAGGAUGGUGAUGCAGGAGAGGCAGCAGAGGAAGAGGAGAAGGAGCCCCUACCUAACCUGGAUGUCUUCCUGAGCCGGUACACGAGUGAGGACAAUGCCUCCUUCCAGGAGAUCAUGGAGGUGGCCAAGGAGAAGAGCCGGGCCCGACACUCGUGGCUCUACCAGGCUGAAGAGGAGUUUGAGAAGAGGCAGAAAGAUAAUCUCGCACUCCCGUCAGCAGAGCACCAAGCCAUUGAGAGCAAGCAGUCUGGUGUGGAAACCUGGAAGUACAAGGCCAAGAACUCCCUCAUGUACUACCCAGAGGGUGUCCCUGAUGAAGAACAGCUGUUUAAGAAGCCCCGGCAGGUGGUGCAUAAGAAUACUCGCUUCCUCAGGGACCCUUUCAGCCAGGCCCUGAGCAGGUCCCAGCUGCAGCAGGCUGCAGCCCUCAAUGCCCAGAACAAACAGGGGAAGGUGGGCCCCGAUGGCAAGGAGCUGAUACCCCAGGAGUCCCCCCGAGUGGGCGGAUUUGGAUUUGUUGCCACCCCUUCUCCUGCACCUGGUGUGAAUGAGUCCCCACUGAUGACCUGGGGAGAGGUCGAGAACACACCCUUGAGAGUGGAAGGAUCGGAAACCCCCUAUGUGGACAGGACACCUGGGCCAGCUUUCAAGAUCUUGGAACCAGGCCGCAGGGAGCGACUGGGACUGAAGAUGGCCAAUGAGGCGGCUGCCAAGAACCGGGCCAAGAAGCAGGAAGCCCUUCGGAGAGUGACAGAGAACCUAGCUAGCCUCACUCCCAAAGGCCUCAGCCCAGCCAUGUCCCCAGCCCUGCAGCGCCUUGUCAGUAGGACGGCCAGCAAGUACACAGACCGGGCCCUGAGGGCCAGCUAUACACCAUCUCCAGCACACUCCGCCCAUCUGAAGACCCCAGCUGGUGGGCCCCAAACCCCCACGAGCACACCAGCUCCUGGCUCUGCCACACGCACCCCCCUCAACCAGGACCCAGCCUCCAUCACAGACAACUUACUACAGCUCCCUGCCCGCCGCAAAGCCUCAGACUUCUUCUAGGGCUAGGCCCGGCCUGAGCUUGUGGAAGCUUCACAGAGCCUGUGGAGCAGCUGUCACCCAGCACAGGACUCUGGCCUUCUCGGGAAUCAGGCCUGGACCAAAAGUGUUGAUCUUUCUAGGAACCACAGAAGAAAGAUAUUGUGCCACCUAGGCUGGCACAGGACACACCCACUUGGUCCUUGGGGUGUAUCCCAGGGCCUUGCCGAUACUGUUUUCUAUUGAACCCUCCCACCUAUUUCUAUUUAAGUGUCAUUAAAAAGCACUUGGCACAGUCUGGCAGGGCCUCUUCUCCAUCCUGCUGCCUGCACAGCCCUGAGGCUGCCUUCGUAUUUGCAUCACCAUCUCAGGAAUGCAGCUUCCCAGGGAGGCAGCUGCUGGAGGGUGACCCUUGGAGAGCCAGGUGGGAUGGCCUUUCCUGCCGCUACCUGUAUUGCUCCCUGGGCCUUGGAUUCUAUCUUCUCAAUUGAAUGCACAGCACCUUGGUUUCCCCUUUCCCUCAAGUCCUUUCUAGUCUUCUGAGAGUAGGAACAUAACCCCUGGAAGUUGUGCCCUUGAGGCUCAUCUGGGACUCUGGGCCCAAGUCCACAGCCUCCCCAGACCAGCCUGGCCUAUGUGGUUUCCUCGUGACGAACUGCAUGAGUAAUACGUCAGAGGCUGCACCCUCUCAUCAGGUGCCUUUCCUGUGGCCUCUCCUCAGCUCCAGCUCACCUGGCUUCCAGUUCAAGUGGGGCAGGUCAGGUAGCUGUCCCUGUCCUCCCGUGGUGCCUCAGACCCUACCUGUCUUAUGCUACUAAGUCACCCGCCUUACUCUUUUGUUUCUCCUACCAGCAAGAACCCGCAAUAACCUGGGCUGCAGUGUCAAAAGCAGUGAGGCUGGGUCCCACCGGGACCCAUGAGUGCUGUGUGCACCACAGGCUAGCACUUGUAUAUAGGCCUGAUGGUAUAGGUGCUGACUUCCAGGAGGCCCAGGGCCAGCUGCUGCACACACAGGUAGAGGGUCCUGCUCUCUGGGCAUAGCUGGCUCCCAAACCAGUGUUCUCAGGCCCCUGGUGGGAUUGGGUUGUGCCCUCUGGGGGCUGUGCUGCUCAGGGUAGCAUCUUGGAAUGUCCCUAGACCAGAGUCCUCCCUGCUUUGAGCAUGCCCAGCCCUUUAGGCCAAGCCCUCAGUCCUCCUAUGUUGUUCUCUGUGGGCGCACUCUGUAGGCUGGUGCAGGACCUGUCACCUAGCUGGGUCUGUGUUCCUGUGAGCUGACCUGGGGCAGUCCUGAGCUAUGCGACUCACCAAAGGGGCCAGAGCUGGGUCAGCAGGUGAGCUUUGACCCAGCUGGGACUACCCAGGGUCAACAAAGUGUGUCUUUGGUGCUUUUAUUCCCAUAGAGAAGUGUAGACUAUUUGGCUCCCAAGGGAGCCCCCAGGAAGUGGGGAGUUAAGGUUUGAGCGGGUGUAAGAUCCAGAAGGGGAUGCUCUCCAGGCAAGGGCACCUAAGACCAGGUGCUGACUGCUUCAAUCACUUGACUGGCAGGUGGGGAUUGCCUUGGAGGUUGACAAGUGACAACAGUGAAGGCUGCUGGGAAGGGCAAACAGGAACUGGUGGGGAGGGUGUAACUGGAAGGUCGGCUGGCAUGAUUGGGUGAGGUGGUACUGCUCUGCCCCCAAGGGCAGUGUACCCCGGAUGUGUACCUGGCCAGCCCUGGAGUGCUAGACAUGGGCAGAUCAGAGCAGGUGGGCUAUGGCAGCACAGCGCUGUUCUCUCUGCCCAUAAGGCCUUCUCGUGAGUACCUGGCCUUGGACCCCUACACUGGAGACCCAGGUGCGCCGCAGGGAGGAAGGUGGUUGGCUGAGUCCUAGAGAAAAAGACUUCUCAAGGGGCACUCUGGAUGCUUGUAUACACUUUGUGGUUUAUUUGGUGGUCAGUAACGUCUUUGCUACUACGAGGAAGAAAGCUAAUAGAACGUAAUCAAAAUAGUGGUUUAA
Messenger RNA from Talpa occidentalis (Iberian mole), 3446 nucleotides. RefSeq names its product ess-2 splicing factor homolog (gene ESS2). The transcript is spliced from 10 exons. The record is from RefSeq and is a predicted model, not a curated record. Gene Ontology annotation, cellular component: catalytic step 2 spliceosome. Lineage: Eukaryota; Metazoa; Chordata; Mammalia; Eulipotyphla; Talpidae. The coding region runs from base 34 to 1473 and encodes 479 amino acids.